Molecule: messenger RNA, 3127 nt
Organism: Ochotona curzoniae (black-lipped pika)
Lineage: Eukaryota; Metazoa; Chordata; Mammalia; Lagomorpha; Ochotonidae
Gene: TAFA2
Product: TAFA chemokine like family member 2
Exons: 5
Coding region: 1402-1797 (131 amino acids)
Molecular function (GO): receptor ligand activity
Source: RefSeq, a predicted model, not a curated record
GCUCGCAGCAGCAGCUGCCGCGCGUAGAGCUGAUUGUUGGGAGAGUCGGAAGGAGGCGCCUCCACCUGGUCCUGCCGCCCGGAUUCAGCGGCCAACUCAACCUGAAGUGUCGGGACCUGCCCUCAUUCUCUCCCCGCGCUCUUGUGCUGUGCGAGCGGGUUCGGCCACUCCCUACUCUUUGGAUAGCGAGGCCGGUGGAGUAAGGGGUCUAGGCUGCCGCCAGAGACUCUGCCCUGUUCUGUGACUUUCUGAAAGGUGACUGCUGGUGUCGCCGGACUGAAACAGAGCCUGGGGUGGGACGCGGGGAGCCGGCUUUGAUUGCAGGGCCGCUGACUGCUGCUUCUCGGGUGCUUUGAAUUGGCUUCUGCGGCCCUGCUCCGCCCCAUCUUCCUCUCCCGCCUUCAGCGAAGCCACACCGGCGACACCUGCUCGCUCCAGUUGGAGGUUGGAGCUCGUACCUUCUCAGUGGUGACGCCCCUGGCGCGCUGGUGACAGCAGGGCAGAGGCGGGUUUCUCUCCCUCCCCGUCCACCAUGCCGAAAGGGGCCGCUGGCUACAUGCGUGGGGCUCUGCCCGCAGCCCUCGAAAGCUUGAGCCAGGGCCUGAAGCUAGCCGGGAGCUGUUGCUAAGUGGACAAGUGGACUGAGCGGACCGCACAAAGUCUCCGUGAGGGCGCCCGCGGGCACUGGGCUGCGAGCUGCGGGCACAGGGGCGCCGGGACGGCGGCUGGAGUCUCCCCUGCAACUUGACCGCAUCUGCCACUCCGCACUAGAUGGUGGAGGCUGCUUCCCCGAAGGUGAACCACCCCCAACCACUUGCCUUUCCCCAGAGAACGGGAGGGCGGGCUGGAGACCGGGACUGCCGCAGGUGUGAGGGAGUGUGCGUGAGCCGCCGAGUCCUCGGCGCGAGGGGCCCACCCGCGAUGGAGCUGGAGCGGUAAUUGCUGCGAGACCGCUCUGAGCCUCACACCGGGGAGCUGAGCGCACGGCGCGCGUCCGCCCGGAGCUGCGGGACUGGGGUUUGGCCUCGCCAACACAGCUGCUGAUUACUUGGGCACCGUGGAAUAAAGAGGCGGGGAGAGAGAGGAGCACUCGCUUUUGCACUCCACCUUCCAAUCGCUUUUGGGGGAAAUUCUAGUUUGGAUGUCGGGAGAUUCCUGAGCCUUCUGUGCCAUCGGAGGAGGAAACGCAUCCUCGCGCGCGCGCACACACGCACGCCCCGGGCCACACUUGCACGCCCUCCGCCAGCGCACACCCGCCGGACCCGGGUUCCCUAUGCCCCUGGAUGCUGACGGCGGAUUGGCAUCUCGGAAGCGAUGCGAGCGCGGUAAGGCUGGCGCCGGCCCGCGGACGCUGCAGGAGCUUCGCUAGGUGUUGCCACCUCCGGGAAGCCGGGCUGCAGGAUGAGUAAGAGAUAUUUACAGAAAGCAACAAAAGGAAAACUGCUAAUAAUAAUAUUCAUUGUCACCUUGUGGGGGAAAGUUGUAUCCAGUGCCAACCAUCAUAAAGCUCAUCAUGUUAAAACGGGAACUUGUGAGGUGGUGGCACUCCACAGAUGCUGUAAUAAGAAUAAGAUAGAAGAACGGUCACAAACUGUUAAGUGUUCCUGCUUCCCGGGACAGGUGGCUGGCACCACAAGAGCUGCUCCAUCUUGUGUAGAUGCUUCAAUAGUGGAGCAGAAGUGGUGGUGCCACAUGCAGCCCUGUCUAGAGGGAGAGGAGUGUAAAGUUCUUCCUGAUCGGAAAGGAUGGAGCUGUUCCUCCGGGAAUAAAGUGAAAACUACCAGAGUCACCCAUUAGCCAAGGGAUAAACCAAGUGAUCCUCAAGGCUGAGGAUACUGAACAUGUGCAUUGAAACUUAACUCCUGGGGUGAUCUUGAUGGAAGAUUUUUAUACCUGUCAGAAGAGGUGCUCCUGAGUCCAUUAUCCCACAGGAUUCACAGGAUUUCAUGACUCACGAUUAGCCUUUGCUUGAAACCAAGACUUUAAAAAAAGAGCGACAUGAACUUCUAUGUCAAGAAGAUGUCGUCGCAGUUGAACUGUGUUCCAUCUGGAAAAGCGUUGAAGGAGUUAGAAGUUGCCAUCGGCAGAGCUGGGCAAGAGUUAUGGUUUUCAGGAUAAUGUCUGAGACAGCAGCCACCUUUGGGAUUCUUGUCUACAGAUGUGACUGCUUUUCUCAUCUCUGAAAUCGCCUCCCAUGUGCCCUGUCCUUCUGUUAUGGCUGUGUCCCUGGCUCCUCUGUUGAUUGGCUAAUGGGACUGAACUGCUUUCCUGACAUUUCGUUUGCAAACUUCUCCUCUGGCAUGGUAUAGACAGAGACCAUUUUAUUUGUACUCUGGUCCUGGAGCUCUGAAAACCUACAUGUUUUAACAUCUUAAAGUUGCUUUUCUUAAAGGAGUGGAAAUAUAUAUCCAUUGAUAAUAAUUAUUGUUGGCAAGUAAUAAUUACCUGAAUACAUCAAUCACAUAAGAAUGUAUAGACAAGUUGACAUGUUUCCCCCAGGCUAACAACACUACUACAGCUCUCUGUCAGUUAAAUACGUAGCUGCUAGAACCGGAUUCCCAUUCUCAUUACACAAUACUUAGUACCUCUGGAGCACUCUCCCUUUCUGGUUUUUCUUUUUCCUUCUUUCUCUCUUUCUUUCUUUCUUUCUUUUGUAAUGGGCUUUUUCUUUAGUAUUUUAUGAAUCCUUUUUGCUUUCACAGAAAUCAGUGGUGAGCAGUCACGUUAUUAGGUAGCCUUAGUUUAAAAAUUCUCCAGGGAUGCAUGUGCUGUUCUGAUUUCUUAGCUUGGAAAAUCACCGACUUAGAUUUUUUCUCGUAUUUUUUUAAGUUAUCCUUUUUUUUCCCCCCCAUUUUAAAACACUGUACCUUGCUCGAUCCCGAUGACUGUUUGAAUGCUUCUGUAUUUGUUUGUUCAGUCUCUUGAUAGAAUAAAGUGUUCAUUUUCCAUCAUCUCAAGUUUCUAAAUAUUGACAGAGUUGUCUCAUUCAAACAGUUUCUUAGGCCAGUACUUUGUCCAGAUUUUCAUAGUCAUCUUAACAUUUGUGAUUUUCAGUUUCACAGGAGAAUCCUAUAAAUAUUUAAAGGCCUUAAACAUGUAUGUACUUUUUUUUCUAUGCUGUUACAGA